This is a messenger RNA of Kuraishia capsulata CBS 1993, 132 nucleotides long. RefSeq lists its product as uncharacterized. NCBI's taxonomy places the organism in Eukaryota, Fungi, Ascomycota, Pichiomycetes, Pichiales, Pichiaceae. The transcript has a single exon. The record is from RefSeq and is a predicted model, not a curated record. Bases 1 to 132 code for a protein of 43 amino acids.
AUGUCUUUGGUUAUUCAAGAACAGGGUUCAUUCCAACACAUCUUGCGGUAUGUUUAUUUCAGCCUGUUUAUUCGUUGUACCGCCGUCUUAGUUGGAAGAUAUGAUUGGAAGAGUCAAGAGAUGAAAAGUUGA